Molecule: messenger RNA, 846 nt
Organism: Seminavis robusta
Lineage: Eukaryota; Bacillariophyta; Bacillariophyceae; Naviculales; Naviculaceae
Source: the annotation of a GenBank genome assembly
AUGAGCGGCGUACUGGGCCUCUUGUAUUUGGGAAGUCUGACCAUGACGGCCAGCGCCGUCAACUUGACCAUCACGGUGACUUACGAUGCGUUUCCAGAGGAAACCAUGUGGACGUUUGGUAGUCCAAGCACUGAACUGUUCCGGCAAGACUUCAAUAGCUGGAAUGCCACUACGGAUGGUCUAGACCGCUCCGAGACGUUUGAUGAUUUGACUCCUGGUAACUACCAAUUUGUCAUGGAAGACAGUGCGGGAAAUGGCAUUUGUUGCGGCAGUGGCAUGGGAACCAUCGUCAUGGCGGACGAUGCCGGAGUUGUCUACCAGCGCUAUGGAAUCUUUACCGAUGCCCUACAUGUCAACCUACAAAUCAGUGCCCAAGGCGUGGUCAAUGCACGGGAAGUGAGUCCUCCCCCUCCGACUGCACUUGGAGGCAAUGGCGACCCAGAGUGGCCUGGAUUUGCUUCGGACGAGCUGGAUCACUCCUUCUCGCUCAACAUCAAGUUUGAUCAGAACCCAACAGACAUUUCGGUAACCAUCAAGAAAAAAGAUGAUACAUACUUCAACACGGGAUGGCUCGACUUUUACUCCUACACUCCAGUGCCCGCCAAUGCUAACCAACUUUGGUCUGAAACCUUUGACGAGGUGGAAGCUGGAGUCUACUAUUUGCGCAUCGAGGACAGCGCCGGCAAUGGCCUAGGUCCUGACGGAUGGAUCACCAUGACCAAUCACACGGAUGUCUUUUGGCAAAUGGCCGGGGAUGGCUUUUCCACUCGGCUCGACCGGGCAUUCAUGGUUCGAGGUUGGUAUGGCAACACGGUUCUCGUGAAUGGUUAUUCUCUCUCAGACUAA